AUGGCCACUCCAAAGCAAACUCCCAAGCCAAACGAGGGGUUCGAGUUUGUGCCGCACCCCGAACUACUAAUGGCGGCCCGGCACGGCGACUGGGCGCAGCUAGAGCGUCUCCUUUCCAAAGAAGAGGAAGUCGUCGAUGUCGAGCUAUCAUGUACAACCCCAAUCCAGGCAGUCACCCCGGCGCGGGACUCCAUCCUCCAUGUGGUCGCUUCGAGGGGAGACGGCGACGAGUUCCUGAAGAGCGCGACGGUGAUCCAUGGCAAGGCUGGCCACCUGCUCGAUGCCAGGAACAAAAAUGGUGACACGCCCCUCCACUGCGCCGCCCUGGCAGGGUGGGGCAGAAUGGUCGCUCAUCUCAUAGGUCUUGCCAGGAAUGGCGACGGCGGCGACGAGAAGGCGAAGGCGAUGCUAAGGAUGCAGAAUGACAAGGGCGAGACGGUGCUACACCAAGCGGUCCGGGCGGGUAGCAGGGACUUGGUCGGCCGGCUGAUGUCGGAAGACUCACAGCUGGCUCGUGUUCCACCGGGCGAUGGCGCCUCGCCGCUCUAUUUGGCCGUCUCGCUGGGCCAUGACGAUAUUGCACGCCAGCUGCAGGAGAAAGACGAGGCGCUGUCCUACUGUGGACCAGGUGGGCGAAAUGUGUUGCAUGUAGCCGUUCUCAAGGGCGAAGCCAUAGAAAUUUAG
Molecule: messenger RNA, 684 nt
Organism: Aegilops tauschii subsp. strangulata
Lineage: Eukaryota; Viridiplantae; Streptophyta; Magnoliopsida; Poales; Poaceae
Source: RefSeq, a predicted model, not a curated record